Pochonia chlamydosporia 170 is the source of this 5397-nucleotide messenger RNA. Its product is annotated as conserved leucine-rich repeat protein. The coding region runs from base 1 to 5397 and encodes 1798 amino acids. Lineage: Eukaryota; Fungi; Ascomycota; Sordariomycetes; Hypocreales; Clavicipitaceae. The record is from RefSeq and is a predicted model, not a curated record. The transcript has a single exon. Gene Ontology annotation, molecular function: protein binding.
AUGGCGCAUGCUUGGUUGGAUUCUCUCUCUGAGGACUGGGUCUCUCAGCCUGGAUCCGACGCAUCUGAUGGACAACUUCCUCCUCUUCCUCCCCCAGACGAUGUCGAGACACCUCAAAUAAAACAGUUUGCCAGUCGGAUACCACGAAAAGCCGGAAUUAGGUCAUCCUUACCACCGACAAGCGGCAACAACAGUCCGCAGAUCUUGAGUGAACGCAGCGCAAACGACAUCAAUAUUUCUAUGAAAAAGUUGCCGUCAAAGUUGUCGCAAGAGAUUAAAGCGGACGUAUCGCGAUCCGUUUCAAACGAUACCAAUGGGUCCGUUGUUCAUAAUAAGGUCUCCAGCCAGCGAUCCCCCGACAAAAACGGCGAGACGCCAGAAUGGAAGAGGCGCCUGAUAUAUGGUGAAGUCGCAUAUGGCGAGCAACGAGACCUUUUUUGCUCUGCUGCCAUCGGCCUUCAAGACAUGUUCAAACCCCCGCAAGAAGAUGGAGAGGAAUCGAGACCUGGUCGAGAUGCAUCGCAGCACAUUGACAUGACGCUGCCGUCAAGCCCUCCAACAUAUCCGCAGCCCAUCACGGAGGAGGACUUUGAUGAAUAUCCAGAUUUUGAUGAAGACGAAGAAUACCCCGUGGAUGUUACCCCGAGUCCCAGCCCGAGACCCUUGCAAAAAGACAUCAAGUACAGGUUGAACGAAAGUUCACCAAUUCCCGACUCACGGAAGACGAGUCAACCGAGUCAACUCAGAGGCGACUACACUCCAAGACUUCAGUCUGAGGACGGGAUAUACCGUGACGAGAGCUGUCUGACAGCUCCGGAAGCAGAGAGCGCUUCAAGAAAGCCGAGUGGACAGAGUGAUACUCGAAAUGAAGAUUUCAGUCCAAUCUUAAUUGGCAAACAUAGUGGCGACAACGGAAAGGUUGAUUUCGCGCCAAUCGAGAUGCCUGUAGAUCAGCUGUGGCAGAAGCUGGAGCGGUUGCGAGUAAACCAAAUGCUUCUCGAUUCUCAGGCAGACCUUGGAGCAGGUUUCGAGACGAGUCCCAGAUCUCCAGCCCCUAUUGAAAACACCGACGACUACAUCCAGAAUGGAGGGUUCAUCAACGUGCGACGUGGGGGAAGAUCUGGCGAUGGAUCAUUUUACAAUAGAGGACUGAGCUCAGAAAUCGGUGUUGACACCUCAGAGAUGCUUCCAGAGGAGUCAUUACAAGCCAGCACGCCGAAACAAUUCCCGUCGGUGCGGACCCUGGGAACGAAUCCAUUUCCCACGUUUCAGGUCACGCAGAGUCCGUCUUUGCCUCGCGCCCCCUUUCCCAGCCCUGACAAGAAGCAACUUGUACCUGAGGAAGCUCAGCCGGCUGCGAGCAGUCCACUGAAAUUGUUUGGACCAUACGACACAUUCACCAACCAAACACUACUGAGGCGUAUCAGCCAAUUUGAGGAGAGAUCGGGCAGCCCUUCUCAACGGUCCACAAUGUCCCACAACGCUGAUCAUGACUCUGAGAACGAAAAGCUGCCAAUGCCGUCCGCCUCUGAGAGGAGAAGUAUAAGUAAAUUUGGAGGAGGUGACUUGGAUGGAUUCGAAUUCCGCGGCGAGCUAUCUGACGAAAUUUAUGAGGAUUCCGACGCAGUUGGCAAAGAAAAUGUUACACCAAACGAGACCUCACUUCCACUUUACCCGCUCCGAGAAAUUGGAAGACGGGACGACUCUCCCGACGAAUACUCUGGUCUAGUCAUUGAACGGAGGCGCAACAAGCAUGACACCCCGACUCGCGGCAGAAAUAGCGAGAUUUUCACAUCCCCUAACUGGGCACCGGGUGAUUCUGGAACACCACGACGAGACCCUGGGUCAGAAAGUAAGCGGCCGCGAACAUCCCCCUCUAAGGAUCCAACGCCAAAACGACGCCGAACACUGCAUCGAUCUGACAUUGCGUUCGGCCGGGAGACAAAACAUGAAGCAGCGGAAGCAGCUCAUCUGCAGAUGCAUUCACUGUUAUCGAGCAAGAAGCGCAAAGAUGCUCUGCCUGGCACCUUUGAGGUAGCUGACCCUAAUGUCCUGGCUUUGAGGUCCAUGCUGCAGCCACGAAACCCAACGUCUAGCAGAAGCUCAUCGGCAUCGUUCGACCAAGCCAGGAGGUCGCCACUACGCGAUCGUCAAAACGAGCUCCCAACUCCCCCGAGUGAUGCGCCAAACGAGACGGACCGCAAACCAUCCAUUCGCACCCAAGACUUUGUGGACCAAGCGGCCCAAAUAAUGGCCAUGAUUCGAAACCAGGUGCAACCGGAGCUGGCGAGCCUUGAAGAGUCCGAAGAAGAUGUUGAGGGUGAAGUUCAGCAGCCCUCAGAGGCGGGUUCAUCCCAAGACUCCACAAGCGAACCCUUUUCUCGACCCCCAAGCAGGGAAGGAAACCUUAAAACCUGGGCACAAGCACGCCAAGAUGACCCAGACCUGAUGGACAGACUAAGAAAGUAUCAGGAAUUUAGUGAUAUGGGCGAUGUGAUUUCUUCCUCAGUGAGGUCCAUGGGUCUCUCCAACAAUGCCAUUCUAGCGGCACAAAAUCGGCAACGACAUUCUGACGGACAGAGCCAAUCACGGCCAGAUGCUGUCCCUAUUCCCGUCCGGGGGGAGAUAAUUAGUGACCUGCCUAAUGUGCGAAUUACGAGCAACCCGCUUCCUACUGCGGGACAGACGAGCCCGUCACGGGAAUAUCCAUCACAGUCAUCAAACAGGUCAACAAGUCAGAACUAUCCGUCAGCGUCUUCACGAGGAUCGGAUUCUAAGCGUAUAAUAAUGCCUGAGAGCGUAUCUCAUUUGAUCCCUGACAGAGUGGGCAGCAUGUGUUUGGACAAAGAUAAAAACGUCUGGGUCAAGAGGAAGGAGUCUGCACCAUUGCCGGCGCGGAAUAUUCUACCAUCGGAGGAUAGCGAAGAUGACCCGUUCGCGAGCAUUCCCGAUCUUUCGGUCGACAUGACAAAGGAGAUGCAGAAUCUCAGAUUAGCCAUUGCUAGCAAAGAAUUGGCGACAGACGACACCGCGGAACCAGGAUCGCCACAGAGCCCGCCCAGUGCACCUGGACACAGAGCAUAUGCUGUUACUAAAUCCACCCAGCAGACAAGUCCUCGAACAGGUGUUUUAAUGAGUGAGGAGGUAGACAAACUUGAUGCGCUUUCGGGCCGUGAGAAGGUUGGCGUCAUGGCUAAAGAAGUUGCGCAAGACGACAAGGAGAGCAACGGUCAAUCGUCAACAAAGCGACGCAACCUCACCAUCUCCUUCUCCUCGCCGAUUGCAUCGGUGAUCCGCGACCUUUCUCCUGAGGACUUGGAUAGCUUUGAGGAAUCAGAAUACCUAGACGAAGUUGCCAGCGCGCAAGCAUCACCACACAGGGCUUCAAGCAGAUCUUUGGCACAGGCAGGAAUGAAACCGAGAAGCAGCUCUCAGCAUCUGAAUGCUACCCAGGCUCCGUUAAGACAAGCCUCUCUACGUGGGCCUGCAUUCAUCCCUCGCCCCGUGUCCCGAAUUGACGAGCAAGACGAGGACAGCACCGUUGAAAUUGCAAAUGAAGACCGCCAACUUAGCAUCAUUGGCGAACACAGCAUGAUUAGCCACAAGACGCCAGACGGAAGGCGAGCAAGUCUAAGCUUUAUGUUUAAUCAAACUCCAGGCAAUGCGGCUAUUGCAUUAGCUGCCGAGGAUAGUGCCUUUAUCGGACGAAAUGUUGGCAAGUUGUCGCUGAGCCCCCUUUCCGAGUUUACGCUCAACAACCCAGACCAAUCUUUUGGCUUCGAGGUCAGCUACGUCGUGGGUCCUCGCCACAUGGCAACUGGAGAUGGCUCUAAGAAAGUCUUGUCCAUGACUAUGCGAGAACUGGUGGACCGACUUGGCGAAGCAGAACCCCAUGAGUCCUUUUGGGAGGACCUUGCGGAACUUGACCUUCACGACAAGCGCCUUGCUAGCCUUCACAUGUUGGAUGAGUUUUGCGGAAACUUAGUCACGCUCGAUGCGUCAAGAAAUAAACUCAACCACUUGGAUGGCGUGCCUUCGACCAUUCGAGAGCUUAAGGUGUCUCAGAACUUGCUGACGGAGUUGACAUCAUGGGAUCAUCUGAUGAAUCUGCAAUAUGUGGAUAUUUCCAACAACGAGGUUACAAGUCUCUCGGCUUUGAAGAACUUGGUACAUCUGCGAAGUAUCAAGGCCGACAACAAUCAGCUUACUAGCCUCGAUGGCUUGGAUGCUCACGACGGUCUCUUGUCUCUGCGUGCCAGAAACAAUAUGAUUGAAGACGUUGACUUUGCGGUUUCACGAUUUGAGCGACUUGAAACGUUGGACUUGAGCGGCAAUCAGAUUCGGUGUGUGGAGAACCUAGAGAUGCUUCCUGUGCUCGCACGACUGAAGCUAUCCAAGAACAAACUAAUGGACCUACCUAAGGCGAGCUGCAUGAAGUCACUCAGACAUCUGGAUGUCAGCGACAACGAAUUGCUUACGCUGGACAUGGCUGCAUUCCCGAAGUUACAUUCCAUGCACGCGGACAGAAACCACAUCAGCAGUGUCUGCGGGUUUGAUCGAACUCGACGACUGGACAGUCUGUCACUUCGUGAGCAACGCGGCAACGUUCCGUUGGACCUAAGCUUCCUCUCUAUGGCCUAUGAAGUUCGCAAGUUGUUCCUAUCAGGCAAUUACAUGCAAGAAUUUGAUCCACAGGUCGACUUUCUCAACAUGCAACUCCUUGAGCUUGCCAACUGCGGGUUGCAGCGUCUUCCAGACAACAUGGGCCAGCUGAUGCCAAAUCUGCGAACGCUGAACGUCAAUUUCAACGCGCUUCGUGAUUUGUCGCCGCUCCAAUUCAUCCCGCGACUUAAAAAACUCCUCGUGGCCGGGAACAGAUUAGCUGAUUCGACGCGGGUGACACAGCUGCUGACGGAAUUUCCCCAUUUGACACAGCUCGACGUGCGGGAUAACCCAGUGACUCUUGGUUUCUAUGCUCCUCUGCAAGUCUUAGUACCAACGGACGGCUCUGGCAUUGCCGAUCCAUUUAUUCUGCCGGAUGCCGACGUUGGUAGGGACGAGACGUUUGCAAGCAGGUUAGACGAAGCUACGAGGUUGAGAAGACGGUUGCACCAAGUCGUUCUUGUAGCGAGCUGUUCGAGGCUGCGGGUGUUGGAUGGCCUGCCAGUCUGUCGAAGAGACAUCAUGGCUAGGGAUCGGCUGCUGCAAACGCUGAUUGAUGACGGCCUUGUUCCCGACCCAGAACGGCCGCGAGUUCAAGAGGGGGACACGAAGCCUGUUGUUAGCAAGGGCGAGGAGGGCAUUGACGAAGAGACAAUGGCGGAUGAGCAAGCCAGAGCACAGCUUGAAGACGAAGCUGAAACGGCCUGGCAGAGCACUAUGCACGAGAACAGCUAA